AUGGAGAAGGUACUGCUCUGUUUCAGCUGUUAUGGUCUGAUCCUGCUGUUCUACCUGGUGUUCUAUAUAUUCCUUGGUGGAAUGUUUGUCCUGACCGUGAUGCUGCUAACACUGGACGACUAUAAACCUACCUACCAGGACCGCCUUGUUACCCCAGGUAUGAUGAUCCGUCCACAGGGCGAGGCCAUGGAGAUCCUCUACAACACCAAGGACACAGAGAGCUUUGACAUCUAUGCCCAGACGCUGAACAACUUCCUCGAAUCCUACAACAACUCCCUGCAGGUCCAGAACAACGAUGAGUGCCCCCCUGAUAAUUACUUCAUCCAGGAGGACAGUGGAGAGGUGAGGAACAACCCUAAGCGUUCGUGUCAGUUUAACCGUUCCACUCUAGAGGAGUGUUCUGGGAUCACAGACCGGACCUACGGUUACCAGAAGGGACAACCCUGUGUUCUCAUCAAACUGAACCGGGUGAUCGGGAUGCUUCCAGGGAAGGACGGCCAAUCUCCCUAUGUCACCUGUGGAGCCAAGAAAGAGGACAGUGAUGCGAUCGGAGAGUUGGCCUACUACCCUCCCAACGGAACCUUUAACCUCAUGUACUUCCCCUACUAUGGCAAGAAGGCCCAGCUGAACUACUCCCAGCCCCUGGUAGCAGUGAAGUUCCUCAACAUCUCUCUGAAUACAGAUGUGAAUGUUGAGUGUAAGAUCAACUCCAACACACUGAAGACCGGUGGAGAGAGAGACAAGUUCGCUGGACGCGUCUCUUUCAAACUCAGAAUCACCUCACCUAAGAACUAGACCACUAAACACUACACACACACACACUACUAGGAGGAAAGGAGGUCCAAUGUGUCUCCUUCUUCAUCUGUCUCUCUCCCUCUCUUAUUCUCUCUGUCUCUCUCUCUUUUUCUCUCUCCCUCUCUUAUUCUCUCUGUCUCGCUCUUUUUUUCUCUCUCCCUCUCUUUUUCUCUGUAUCUCUCCCUCUGUCUUUCUCUCUCUCUAUCAUUCUACUCAUCCCUCUCUCUUUCUGUCUCUCUCCCUCUAUCUCUCCAUCAGUCUGCUCAUCCCCCUCUCUAAUCUGUUUUUCUGUAAUCCUCAUCAACGCCCCUCCCCCUGCCCUCUGCUCUUCCUCAUUUUCCCACUCUCCACCGAAUAAUUAUGCUUUUCUCUUCCUCCUCCUCUUAGGGUUCUUAGUAACUUAUCAAACAAUUUUUAUUUUUUGUGUGUUGAUGAAUUUGGUCUUUAAUUUAAUUUAUACUUUUGAAAUGGAUGUCUCCUUUAUCGGAAAUGAAAGCCUUCUACUACACACACACACACACACACACACACACACACACACACACACACACACACACACACACACACACACACACACACACACACACACACACACACGAGCCCAAGUCCAGGAUAUUUUUGUUGUUGUUUUCAGUCCAUUUAAUCAGAGAAUCUUUCUUCAACAAUAUAUAUGACAUUUAUCAGAGUGGGUGACUGAGUGUAAAUAGAUAUUUUCUUGUGGAUGCUUUAGACACAUAGAGGAUUUGAGAUUUAAAAUAAAAGAUGGCAUGAUGAUAUGAUACCUAUGAAUUUCCCAACGCUGUAAGAUUCAUUUAAAGAGUUAAGUAGUGUCAGGUAAACAGAGUGAAGGGUAAAGGUUAGAGGUUAAGACGGAGUAAUGGUUAGAGUAGAGUUAGAGGCAGCUGGCUAACAGACAGACUUUUAGUAAUGUCAGUUAGUGUGUUUUAUUUUCUGUUCAGUUUGUUGUGGUAGAGCUGCUCUGUUAGCCGCUUGGUCCUGGUGUCCUGGUUGGCCAGCUAGCUGUUAACCGCUAGGUCGCUAGAUCCUGGUUAGCCAGCUAGCUGUUAGCCAUACUGCUAGGUCCUGGUUAGCUAGCUGUUAGCCCCUAGAUCAUAUAGGUCCUGGGUACCUAGCUGUAAGCCAUAUCGCUAGGUCACUAGUUGCUAGGUCAGUUUGAAUACCUGUGGUGCGUUUGAAUACUUUACGGGAAGUGGACGAUAUAUUGAGAUGAUAUUGGGGCAAUAUCGGGGUAAUACUGGGGUGAUAUUGGGGCAACACUGGGUCGAUAUUGAGGUCAUACUGGGUCGAUAUUGGGGUGAUACUGGGUCGAUAUUGGGGUGAUACUGGGUCGAUACUGGGGCGAUAUUGGGUCGAUAUUGGGGUGAUACUGGGUCGAUAUUGGGGCGAUAUUGGGGCAAUAUUGGGGCAAUAUUGAGGUGAUACUGGGUCGAUAUUGUGAUACUGGGUUGAUAUUGGGGUGGAACGGGUGAUAUUGGGGUGAUACUGGGUCGAUACUGGGGCGAUAUUGGGUCGAUACUGGGGUGAUAUUGGGGCAAUACUGGGUCGAUAUUGGGGUGAUACUGGGUUGAUACUGGGGUGAUACUGGGUCGAUAUUGGGGUAAUACUGGGGUGAUAUUGGGGUGAUAUUGGGUCGAUAUUGGGUCGAUAUUGGGGUGAUAUUGGGUCGAUAUUGGGGUGAUACUGGGUCGAUAUUGGGGUGAUACUGGGUCGAUAUUGGGGUGAUACUGGGUCGAUAUCAUAUCAAGGGGAUUUCUGCUUUUAAUGUCUUUCUUUUUUAUUCUGUUUCUCCACUCGUUUAUUUGUGCUGUGUUUGUGUGUGUCAUCAGCUUAGUGGCGUGUUUAGAACACAACAUUGUGUACAGUUACCACGGCAACCACAGCAUCAGGCCGGAGUCUCGCCCAAACUUCACCACACACCCGCCACUCACACUGUUGUGCCACAUGUGAGCCUUUCGUCUUGCGGUUGGUCAUGCCCCUUUAAUCUCUAAACCAAUCCUUUCCCUUUAAACAGUGAUGCCACUUCCUGGUCUGUCUGACCAAUCAGAGCCCAGCCUGUCUCCAUCCCUCCAUCUUAGUAAGAAUUUGUUUUCUUUUCAUUUGUUCUCAGUUCCUUUUCUGUGCAACGUUCAGCAGAUACAAACUAGAUGUGGUUAAUAAUGACAUCAUCUGUAUUACUGCCUCAGAUAUUCCAUGUGGAGCCUUCUGAAGAAUAUUGCUGUAAAAACAAGAAAUAAAAAGAUUUUGUGUUUAAAA
Oncorhynchus masou masou (cherry salmon) is the source of this 3069-nucleotide messenger RNA. It is a transcript of the gene atp1b2a, whose product is annotated as ATPase Na+/K+ transporting subunit beta 2a. Gene Ontology annotation, biological process: sodium ion export across plasma membrane; potassium ion import across plasma membrane; intracellular sodium ion homeostasis. Gene Ontology annotation, molecular function: ATPase activator activity. Gene Ontology annotation, cellular component: sodium:potassium-exchanging ATPase complex. The record is from RefSeq and is a predicted model, not a curated record. Lineage: Eukaryota; Metazoa; Chordata; Actinopteri; Salmoniformes; Salmonidae.